AAAAUCUUUGUCUUAUAAAAAAAACCGAAAGAGCAAGAAAGUGGAGAAAACGAGUAAAAGCCGCCAAUAAAUAGCCAAGGCGUUGAAUAUAUUCUCCUAUACAUAAAACGAAAACCAAACACGGUACUAAAAUUAUUCCGAAGGUUUCAAUUUCUUGAUUUUUGUAAAAAUUAGGGUUUCGAUUGGUGAAAUUAGGGUUAGAUAAUCAUGUUAGAACAAUUACUGAUCUUUACGAGAGGAGGAUUAAUCCUGUGGACCUGUAACGAGCUUAGUAAUGCUCUAAAAGGUUCGCCGAUUGAUACUUUGAUUCGAUCGUGUCUUUUGGAAGAACGAUCAGGGUUAGCUUCGUACAAUUACGAUGCACCUGGUGCAUCUUACACACUUAGAUGGACUUUCCACAAUGAAUUAGGUUUGGUAUUUGUUGCUGUGUAUCAAAAGAUUCUUCAUUUGCUGUAUGUGGAUGAUUUGCUUUCGAUGGUUAAGCGCGAAUUUUCAGUUGUUUAUGAUCCGAGUAAGACGGAAUAUGGGGACUUUAAUGAUGUUUAUAGGCAACUUAGAUUGGAGGCUGAGGCUAGAGCUGAGGAACUUAAGAAAUCGUCGAAAUUAGGGUCUAGGAUUGUUAAUAAGAAUCAGGAACAGGGGCAGAAGACGAAAUUUGAUCAGGGUGGUAAGAGGAUUGGUGGUGGGAAUUUGAAGAGUGAUAGUGGGGAUGGUGAUUUAGGGAAAGGAAAUAAGUUGGAAAAUGGUCAUGUAAAUGGGGGUACCCUUGUUGAGGAUGUUAAACAGCGGGGUGGUGUAAAUGAUAAAGAGAAUUUGAGCUCGAAUAAUGGAGCGUUUGAUGUAAAUAAGCUUCAAAAGUUACGAUCAAAGGGUGUGAAGAAGAAUGAUACUGUUGUUGCUACCAAGGGUUCCAAGGCUGAUCUUAAGAAGAAGGUCACGAAAAAGAAUAGAGUGUGGGAUGAUUCACCUAAAGAGGUGAAGUUGGAUUAUACUGAUCCUGUGACUGAAAACGGGGAUGAACAUGUAAAUUAUGCUGCGGCUAAUGAGGGUGAGAGUAUGAUGGACAAAGAAGAAGUUUUCAGUAGUGACAGUGAGAAUGAAGAAGAGGAGCAAGUUGGAGAUGGUGCUAAAGCAGGAACAAAGUCAAAGGGAUGGUUUUCUUCAAUGUUUCAGAGUAUUGCAGGCAAGGCUAAUUUGGAGAGGGCUGAUCUUGCACCAGCCUUGAAAGGUCUGAAGGAUAGGCUUAUGACAAAGAAUGUGGCUGAGGAGAUAGCAGAGAAACUUUGUGAAUCAGUUGCGACAAGCCUGGAAGGUAAAAAGCUAGGUUCGUUUACGAGGAUUUCAUCAACUGUGCAGGCUGCUAUGGAAGAUGCCCUUGUUCGCAUCCUUACUCCUAAACGUUCUAUUGACAUACUAAGGGAUGUUCAUGCUGCUAAAGAACAAGGGAAGCCAUAUGUUGUUGUGUUUGUAGGUGUUAAUGGAGUUGGAAAAUCCACCAAUCUUGCAAAGGUUGCAUAUUGGCUAUUGCAACACAAAGCUAGUGUCAUGAUGGCUGCCUGUGAUACAUUUCGUUCUGGUGCUGUUGAGCAGCUUCGCACUCAUGCACGCAGGCUUCAGAUUCCAAUCUUUGAGAAAGGUUAUGAGAAGGAUCCUGCUGUCGUGGCAAAAGAAGCAAUUCAAGAGGCCACCCGAACUGGUUCUGAUGUCGUUCUCGUUGAUACAGCUGGUAGAAUGCAGGACAAUGAGCCCUUGAUGCGUGCACUUUCAAAGCUUAUUAACCUGAACAAUCCAGAUCUUGUCCUUUUCGUUGGUGAAGCUCUUGUUGGUAAUGAUGCUGUAGAUCAACUUUCAAAAUUUAAUCAGAAACUUGCUGAUCUUUCGACCUCACCUAAUCCAAGAUUGAUAGAUGGCAUCCUCCUUACCAAGUUCGACACCAUUGAUGAUAAGGUUGGAGCUGCGUUGUCUAUGGUAUACAUAUCGGGGGCACCGGUCAUGUUUGUCGGUUGUGGACAGUCGUACACAGACUUGAAGAAACUCAAUGUGAAGUCCAUUGUCAAGACGCUCCUUAAGUGAAGAAGAAAGACAUUUGUAAUAUGUUAUGUUUCUGUCAUCCUGAAUACUUCCAUGAUAUUGUCAUCUCAAUUCUCAAGACUUUCACUAGUCAUCCCCGAACGUGUAAUUUGGAACUUGGACGUCAUCUUUUCUUGUGAUUCUUAAUGUACCUUUUCUUUUACAA
Beta vulgaris subsp. vulgaris (sugar beet) is the source of this 2236-nucleotide messenger RNA. RefSeq lists its product as uncharacterized. Lineage: Eukaryota; Viridiplantae; Streptophyta; Magnoliopsida; Caryophyllales; Amaranthaceae. Gene Ontology annotation, molecular function: GTP binding; ATP hydrolysis activity; GTPase activity. The transcript is spliced from 10 exons. Bases 208 to 2073 code for a protein of 621 amino acids. Gene Ontology annotation, cellular component: signal recognition particle receptor complex; endoplasmic reticulum membrane. Gene Ontology annotation, biological process: SRP-dependent cotranslational protein targeting to membrane. The record is from RefSeq and is a predicted model, not a curated record.